Molecule: messenger RNA, 1156 nt
Organism: Pseudopipra pipra
Lineage: Eukaryota; Metazoa; Chordata; Aves; Passeriformes; Pipridae
Gene: IER3IP1
Product: immediate early response 3 interacting protein 1
Exons: 3
Coding region: 104-352 (82 amino acids)
Biological process (GO): endoplasmic reticulum to Golgi vesicle-mediated transport
Cellular component (GO): Golgi membrane; endoplasmic reticulum membrane; COPII-coated ER to Golgi transport vesicle
Source: RefSeq, a predicted model, not a curated record
CUCCGCCCCUCCCUAAGCCCCGCCCCCCGCCACGUCCCGGUCGGGCUUCGCUCCCGAUCCCGAUCCUAAUCCCGGUCCCGGCCCGGCCCCUCCCCGCCGGGCCAUGGCGUUCACGCUGUACUCGCUGCUGCAGGCCUCGCUGCUCAUCGUGAACGCCGUGGCCGUGCUGCACGAGGAGCGCUUCCUGCGGCACGUUGGCUGGGGAACUGACCAAGGGAUUGGAGGAUUUGGAGAGGAACCAGGAAUUAAAGCACAGCUAAUGAACCUUAUUCGAUCAAUACGAACUGUCAUGAGAGUGCCAUUAAUAGCACUGAACUCCAUUACAAUCAUUCUCCUCCUUUUGUUUGGCUGAAGACACCUCGUGAAAAUCCUCUGGACAUCCAAAGAAGCCAGUUGCUGACCAUCACUGCUCUGAGUUUUCUGGGAUCCAGCACGGUUUAGCUCUCAAUUUGACAUCCAACUUAAAAUAAUAAAGACACUAUUUCUAUUCAUCCUAUUUCCCCAUGUUCCCUUUCAGUUUCAUUAACCAAGAUCACGGGGAUCAAUGCAACAAUGCUGCAAAUGUGUUGGACUGUGACAAGUUCUGUUUCUGCCUGUUCAUAGUGUUGAUGUCAUAGAAUAUUGCAGUGACUGUUAAUAUAAGAUGCAGUUUUUAAAUGUCUCGUUACUCAGGGAUGAAUUUCCUUCAGUACGCUUUCCAAUUUGUUUUUAAAUUGAGGAAAACAGCAAUGUUUUGGUGUGGGUUUUUUUUUUCUUUUUUUAAUUUCAGUUACUACCACAGCACUGUUUCAUAGAAUAUGAACACGUUAUCAAGAAUUCAAUUCACGUUAUAGGGGACUGAAGUCCAGUUGUGAUAUGGAGAUAAAACCAGCUGGGUAAAGUUCUUAUUCUGGCUCACAUUGAAAGUUGAAUUUUCCUGGUUUGAUUGAGAACAGGAUUUUUCUCUUCAAAUCUCUUCAGUAGUUCAUGCUGACGGUAAAGUCAGCAUGUUAAAAAUAGGUGCAAUUGUUGUGCAAAAUCAAAAAAAAAAAAAGAAAAAAACCCACCUGUAUCUGAAGCUGGGCAACUCUGUAUUAAUUUAGCCUAGCAGGGGAUAUUAAUGAUUAGCAUUUGUUACUCUUUUGUCAAGAGUUAUUAAACUUUUUUGUGUGUUAAA